Messenger RNA from Aaosphaeria arxii CBS 175.79, 1336 nucleotides. RefSeq names its product putative thioredoxin. The record is from RefSeq and is a predicted model, not a curated record. Gene Ontology annotation, molecular function: 2 iron, 2 sulfur cluster binding. The coding region runs from base 230 to 1045 and encodes 271 amino acids. NCBI's taxonomy places the organism in Eukaryota, Fungi, Ascomycota, Dothideomycetes, Pleosporales. The transcript has 2 exons.
UUAUAUUUUAUCAGAUCGUAAUCCAUCGCCAUUGCGAUUGCGGAAUCUUCCCUUUUCUUCUCACUCGCAUCCUUGCCUUUCUUAAAACUAUAAUCACAUUAUAAAUCCAUCUCUCCUUGUCUUCCUACGUUAUCGCCAAUUGAUUACCCUCCUUCUGGUUCCACUCUGCUCCUGCCUCGACGUUCCAUACCCCCCCGCCGACACCCCGCGCUCCUCGCCCAUCGCCAAAAUGGCAAGUGUACAUGAAAUCCCAGAUGAGGGUGCUUUCGCCUCCACCAUAUCUUCGAUCCCACAAUCAACACUCGCAGUCAUCUACUUCCACGCACCAUGGGCCGCUCCGUGCAAACAAAUGUCAACAGUCCUUUCUGCACUCGCCAGCACCUAUUCCACAGAUGCUCCCAUCGCCUUCCUCUCCCUCAAUGCUGAAGAGCUCCCAGAAAUCUCGGAGCAAUAUGACGUUACAGCAGUUCCCUACAUAGUCCUCCAGAAAGAUGGAAGCGUACAGGAGACGGUCUCGGGUUCAGACGCAGCGAAAGUCCGAGCGGCAGUUGAGCGAUAUGCAGGAGCCGGCAAUAAAUCCAGUCUACCACCAGCGCAAACCGUUACGAAGCCAGCCCAGCAAGCUGCUAUGAAUGGCGCGGCAAAUGGCUCAGGAUCCCUUGCGCCCACAGCCGGCGAUUCCAGCACCGCACCCGAGGCCGGCGAGACCAGCCAAGAGGAGCUGUUCAAGAGGCUCGGGGAACUCGUCAAGGCGGCACCAGUCAUGCUUUUCAUGAAGGGAACGCCUAGCCAGCCACAAUGCGGAUUCAGCAGGAAGACAGUUGGACUACUUCGAGAAAAGGGAAUUCGAUAUGGUUUCUUCAACAUCUUGGCCGACGACGAGGUGAGACAGGGUCUCAAGGAAUUUGCGGAGUGGCCCACUUUCCCCCAAGUCUGGGUCAAUGGCGAACUCGUUGGCGGAUUAGAUAUUGUCACUGAGGAGUUUGAGAAUGACCCAGACUUCUUGCGUGAAUAUUCUGUUAAUGGCCAGGCUGCUGCUGCUUAGAUAGCAUGAGAUGCUACGGGACAGAAUUAUAACGGCAGACUUAUAUCUUCUAGAGAGAGACGCUCUGCAUCCGUGGAUCUUGAGCAAAAGCCGGAUGGCUGGGCUUUCGGGAGUUAUGUCUGGGAAUACCAAUGAGCCAUGAAUACAAAUCUUUCUUCUAUAUCGACGUAUCAAAGAAGUUACGACAGCUAUGACGGCGACAGGAUUUCCAACCUCAUCAAGUCGCCGAUUAUAUGAUACAAAAAUCUUUGACCUAUGUAGGACAAUAAUUAAAUAACGAUGAUAUUCUCC